Messenger RNA from Amphiprion ocellaris (clown anemonefish), 665 nucleotides. RefSeq names its product mago homolog, exon junction complex subunit (gene magoh). Gene Ontology annotation, cellular component: catalytic step 2 spliceosome; nucleus; exon-exon junction complex. The record is from RefSeq and is a predicted model, not a curated record. Gene Ontology annotation, biological process: RNA splicing. Bases 98 to 541 code for a protein of 147 amino acids. NCBI's taxonomy places the organism in Eukaryota, Metazoa, Chordata, Actinopteri, Pomacentridae. The transcript has 5 exons.
CGCAUGCGUACACUGGUGGCGAGGCUCCGGGCUGCUCUUGCAAACUGAGUUUUGUUCGCCAGACUUCACUAGAAAGAGGCCUUUCUGGAGCGUAGAUAUGUCAACAAGUGACUUUUAUUUGAGAUACUAUGUGGGACACAAGGGAAAGUUUGGACACGAGUUCCUGGAAUUUGAAUUCAGACCAGACGGUAAACUGAGGUAUGCAAACAACAGCAACUACAAGAACGACGUCAUGAUCAGGAAAGAGGCAUAUGUACACAAAAGCGUGAUGGAGGAACUGAAGAGGAUCAUCGACGACAGUGAAAUCACCAAAGAGGAUGAUGCACUGUGGCCGCCUCCUGACAGAGUUGGCAGACAGGAGCUGGAGAUCGUCAUCGGGGACGAGCACAUUUCAUUCACAACUUCCAAAAUUGGCUCCUUGAUUGACGUCAACCAGUCAAAGGAUCCUGAAGGUCUUCGUGUGUUCUACUACCUGGUCCAAGACCUGAAAUGUCUCGUCUUCAGUCUGAUCGGACUACACUUCAAGAUCAAGCCCAUCUAAAUGGUGGAUUUUGCUCAUUUUAAUUACUUUAGCUGAUGUUUCUGUUGUACUACCGCAUUUGUACAUUUGCUUUUGGUGGAACUGUUUUUUUAAUUUUAAAUAAAGAGUGAGGGGAAAAAACAAA